Phodopus roborovskii (desert hamster) is the source of this 2626-nucleotide messenger RNA. RefSeq names its product chromosome unknown C10orf90 homolog (gene CUNH10orf90). Gene Ontology annotation, cellular component: cytosol; centriole; centrosome. Lineage: Eukaryota; Metazoa; Chordata; Mammalia; Rodentia; Cricetidae. The record is from RefSeq and is a predicted model, not a curated record. Gene Ontology annotation, biological process: regulation of centriole replication.
CAGACAUCCUAAAAGAGCAGCAAUUAUCCCUCCUGGUUCCUUUGUACAGAGCUCUGUAAAUAAUUUAUUUGGAUUUGAGGGUCUAGAGACGGAAACACAUAUCGAACCUCUUGGUAACCAGGUGAAUUCAGCCUGGAACUCAAAGGCAAGCAGAAAACAAGUGAGAAAGAAACGUGCCUCUUUGAAAUCAGAGAAGACAGCCAGACCUCAGAGGCCAGGCAGGAGGCUGGAGAUGGCCAGGCUGCGGCAGGAGCAAGUUUUCUCCUGGCAUUUAAAGGUCACCCAAGGGCUUCCCACAACUCUAUUGUGAGCCCCCCAUAGCAAGGCUUUUUGGACCAACCGUCUGUGAAGUUGAAAAAAACACUGGCCUGCACUGGAGCUGGUCCCAAACCCCUCCUGCUGCACUCAAUACCUGCAUCAAACAAAGAAAAUUGUGUUUGCCAGGCUGGCUUGCUGAAGUCACAAGAUUCCCAGUAUCACACAGUGCUCCGGAAUGCCUGUGAAACCUCCCGAGGACGGGAAGAUUGUGCACCCCACCUUUCAGAUAACUGCCUUUAGUACCAGCCUGAAAAACCAUGUGAUGGUCAUGGACUUGGUGAAGAGGGACUGGCUCCCUUCCCAGAGACGAGCCCAAGUUUGUUUCAUCCACGUGUGCCCGGGCCUGAAGGUGGCUGAGCAGCGAGGCAGCAGAUAUGAGAUACAUAGUCAACUUUUCUCAUCCCCCAGUGAUGACCCUGCCUGGGAAAGAAAUGAAACUCUUUCAAAAGCAGGAUUACUGGACACGCGCUAUAGUACAAAUGAUCAAUUCGCCCUUAAAAAUCUCCAGUCUGAUGUUACAGAGAGGAAGUCGGACUUCGCCAAGGAUAUGUUGGCAUCACAAAACACAAAAAUGAUAUCACCCAUCAUCAUUUCCCAUCAGAAGAAGUCAAUGGAAAAUGGAGCCGUGUUGCCCCUGUCACAAGCAGUCAUUUGGCCUCAGCUGGGUCGCACAAAGCCAACUUCAGCCAGGCACGGUGGAGUAAACAUGCACAGGCCAUUUGCUACAGACAGAGUGGGAAUUCUGACUCCACCGGAGGAGCUAGGAUUGGAGACAGAACCGCUAUCCACAGGGGACAACCUAGGCAGAGGCCAUCACAGAGGGUUCUCAUCUAUCACCAUUACUGCCCGACGUGUGGGCCCUCCAGCCAACUCCUUGGUAUGGGACACUGUUAGGGACUCACUGUGUCCCAACUGCAGGGCUAAGAAUGCUCUUCUCCAAGGACCCCCAGCUCUGGCCAGGGAAACCCAUCUGUGUCAGCACAAUGAGUCCUUCACCUGUACAGAGUUCCCUAGCAAUGGCUCCAUAGAGGGGCUGAAGGUUCCGGCUCAUACAAGGCUGUGUACAAGGCAGGAGUACUGGAUCACCCACAUGGAUGACAAAGAGGACAGUUUUUCUUCAGACAAUUCACCAUCGGGAAAAGUCCCAUUGGUUUUCAGUUCCUGUGUCCACCUCCAGGUGUCUCAGCAGUGUCCCAAAACCAUUUACUAUUUGGACAAGUCUCUUUCUGUCCCCCUUGAGCAACCUCAAAUUGCUAGCCCCAAAAUGCACAGGUCUGUCCUGUCGCUCAGCCUUCGCUGUAGUUCCCACAGGUUAACAGCAGAUGGCGUAGAUAGCACAGCUAAUGAUGAGCCAAUCAGCAGAGCCCUGCCACAAGAGCUCUUGGAGGGAAAGCAGGACCUCUUAAAUCCACAAUGGGGCCAAGCACAGGAAGGUCACUGGAAGGAGAGCCCAGCAUUGGUGCCGAUACAUAUGGGGAGUGGCAAGGCUCUGGCAGGCUCCCCUCCCCUGGAAAAUGUCAAAUGUGCAGAUGUGGGAAGGAACCAGGUCCCAGUAAGAAAGGAGAAAGAAGACUGUGCAACAUGUCCCACUAGCAGCCAUGCCGACCAACUCUCCAUCCAUAUUCCUGGCUGGAGUUACAGGGCAGAUUACACAUGCUGUGACUUGGUUGUAAAACUAAAGGAAUUUGAGAAGCACAAGGACCUCAUUGCCACACCCGAGCCUUCACCAGCAAUGCCCUCUCCAACACCCGCAGAGGGACCACAGAGCUCUGACCCAUUGGAAGAUAGUUCUGAGCCUCCGCAUCUGCUGGCAAGCUCCAUGACCUUGCAGGAAGCACUGGAAGUCCGUAGACCUCAGUUCAUUUCUCGCUCACAAGAACGGCUGAAAAAGCUUAAGCACAUGGUACAGCAAAGGAAAGCCCAGCAAAAGGAAAACCUGGGACAGAAGCAGAGCCUACUUCCUGUCCGUGCCCACAAGAAGCAGUUCACCGUCCCUCAUCCUCUUAGUGAUAACUUGUUCAAACCCAAAGAAAGAUGCAUUUCAGAGAAGGAGAUGCAUAUGAGAUCUAAAAGAAUCUAUAAUAACUUGCCGGAAGUUAAAAAGAAAAAAGAAGAGCAAAAGAAAAGAGUGAUCUUACAGAGUAACAGACUCCGAGCAGAAGUCUUCAAAAAGCAAUUACUGGACCAGCUCCUUCAGAGGAAUGCAGUCUGAUUCCAGGUGGCUCUGCUAGCCACAGCCUGGACCUGGGAAGACUUCUGACACUGGAUGAACCAUUAAACUAAACACUAUCUUCGCACGUGAAAGAUA